Prunus armeniaca (apricot) is the source of this 321-nucleotide messenger RNA. NCBI's taxonomy places the organism in Eukaryota, Viridiplantae, Streptophyta, Magnoliopsida, Rosales, Rosaceae. The record is from the annotation of a GenBank genome assembly.
AUGGGGAAAACUCUGAUGUGCGGAACGAGAGACCCCACGACUUUGCACAACAUGAUGAAUCCUCCAGCAAGGAACACAUCAAAGAUUAAAGAAAAAAGAUCUGAACAAAAACAAGCUAUUAUAUUUAUAUAUAAGAGGACGCCGAGAAAUUGGAGAAGUUUACGAGAGGCGAGGAGUGGAAGGAGUAGGUGUGGUAGGUCCCACGCCACCAACCCAACUCCAAGCCCAAGCAAACGUGUUCGCCGUCCUCUGAGUGCCAGUGAGAGUGGUGGGACCGAGGAAGUAGACAAGGAUGUGAAAUGGUUGGUGGGUCGGUUUUGA